Molecule: messenger RNA, 1534 nt
Organism: Coffea eugenioides
Lineage: Eukaryota; Viridiplantae; Streptophyta; Magnoliopsida; Gentianales; Rubiaceae
Product: GDP-mannose 4,6 dehydratase 1
Exons: 1
Coding region: 165-1310 (381 amino acids)
Biological process (GO): GDP-mannose metabolic process
Molecular function (GO): GDP-mannose 4,6-dehydratase activity
Source: RefSeq, a predicted model, not a curated record
CCUGGUCCUAGUUGUCAAACGCGAGCUGUCACACCACCUUAGUAUUCCUGGCAUCCUGCUCUGCUCCCUCUACAAAUCUUCCUUUUCUCCCCGACCUAAACCUCCCCAUCUCCCUCCAUUUUCCGUCAAACCCUCCAAACACUUCAGUCAUUGGUCUGCCAUAAAUGGCCACCGACAACCAAACCACCUCCAGAUCCGGAUUUACCAGCACGGCCAACGGCGAUGAAACCGCUUCUCCUUCCCCAGCUCUUCAACCUCCCACGAGCCGGAAAGUAGCCCUGAUCACAGGCAUAACUGGUCAAGACGGCUCCUACUUAACUGAAUUCCUCCUCAUCAAAGGCUACGAAGUCCAUGGCCUCAUCCGCCGAUCCUCUAACUUCAAUACCCAACGCAUCAACCAUAUUUACAUCGAUCCCCACAAUGCCCAAAAAGCCAAGAUGAAGCUCCAUUACGCUGACCUCACUGACGCCUCCUCUCUCCGCCGCUGGCUCGAUACAAUCAACCCCGACGAGGUUUACAACCUCGCCGCCCAAUCACACGUCGCUGUUUCCUUUGAGAUUCCUGAUUAUACAGCUGACGUCGUCGCCACCGGAGCUCUCCGCCUCCUCGAAGCCGUCCGUUCCCACAUCUCAGCUACCGGCCGGUCCCACAUUAAGUACUACCAAGCCGGAUCAUCGGAGAUGUUCGGAUCUACCCCUCCUCCCCAAUCUGAAACGUCCCCGUUCCACCCCAGGUCCCCCUACGCCGCCUCUAAAUGCGCCGCCCAUUGGUACACGGUCAAUUACCGGGAGGCAUACGGCAUUUUCGCCUGCAAUGGGAUUUUAUUCAAUCACGAAUCUCCCCGCCGUGGGGAGAACUUCGUGACGAGGAAGAUUACCCGGGCCGUGGGGAGAAUCAAGAUUGGACUGCAGAGCAAGCUGUUUCUGGGUAAUUUGCAGGCUUCAAGGGAUUGGGGUUUCGCAGGGGAUUACGUGGAGGCAAUGUGGAUGAUGCUGCAGGAGGAGAAACCGGACGAUUAUGUGGUGGCGACGGAGGAAUCUCACACGGUUGAGGAGUUUUUGCGGGCGGCAUUUGGGUAUGUUGGGUUGGACUGGAGGGAUCAUGUGGUGAUUGAUAAGAGGUAUUUUAGGCCUGCAGAAGUGGAUAAUCUGAAGGGAGAUUCUAGUAAGGCGAGAAAGGUGCUGGGAUGGAAGCCAAAAGUUGGAUUUGAGCAGCUGGUGAAGAUGAUGGUAGAUGAAGAUAUUGAGUUGGCUAAGAGGGAGAAGGUUCUCGUUGAUGCGGGUUACAUGGAUGCUCAACAACAGCCUUGACUGCUUCAGAUUACGUGCACCUCACCAGAAAUGCAGCUUUGUUUAUUUUAUACAAUCCAUCAUUAAAGAAUGUGAUUCAAUUGCAGUACAGUUACUUCUGAUGUUGGGUUAGAGUGUAGUGAAGCUAAUCCAUAUAGAUUUUUAAUUUUGUUCUUUGGAGGAGUUUACCGUUUAUUUGUGUAUUUGGAUUACCGCUGAAAAUCAUGAUGAUUUAUUUGGCCUUC